GUCACCGCGCGCCAGUGAGUAGUACGCAGACACGCGCGGUUCUUGAGCAGGUGGACAGAACGGCGCAUAAACAGCUAUCGUUCUGCAUUUGAUUUGAAUUGACAGCAUACAUUCAGUACAUUACCCGAAGCGAGACGACGCAAAGGGGAAAUCAUAUUUAGGUGAAAACUGAAAGAAGAUCUCGACAUGCAGCCAGCAAGUGCCAAGUGGUAUGACAGACGGGAUGCAGUCUUCAUUGAAUUUUGUAUAGAAGACAGCAAAGAUGUCAAAGUUAAAUUUGACAAAACAAAGCUUGAUUUCAGUUGUGUUGGUGGAACAGAUAACACAAAACACCAUAAUGAAGUAGAACUUCUUGAGUCCAUUGAACCAAAUGGGUCUAAACACAAACGCACAGACAGGUCUGUGUUUUGCUGUCUAAAGAAAGCGGAACCUGGCAAAUCUUGGCCAAGGUUAACAAAAGAAAAGGCGAAGCUUAAUUGGCUCAGUGUUGAUUUUAAUAACUGGAAAGACUGGGAAGAUGAUUCAGAUGAAGAAUUGUCCAGUUUUGACCGCUUUUCAGAGAUGAUGAACAACAUGGGUGGGGAAGAUGACCUUCCAGAAGUGGAUGGUGCAGAAGAUGAAGAGUCUGCAGAUAGUGAUGAUGAAAAAAUGCCAGACCUUGAGUGAAGGAAUAGGUAACCACCAUGCAGAAGAAAGCAAGGAUUUCCGCUUAACAUUUAAAUAAAGAGAGAGACUAGGUUUGCAUUGGUAGCCAUUUAAAAAAACUGCAUAAUUUUUGACUGUUUUUCAAGUUAUUUCUGCAGAAAGUCACAAGGGGAUGAAUUUUUACUGUUGUGUUGAUGGCAAUCUCAGCCCCUCGACAAUGCAUUCUUUACGUUUCUGUGCUGCAUGGACAAUUACAAGCUCUCCAUGAUGUAUUGUGGAAACCAUUUAUGGUUACUUAACUAAACAAUGGCUUUUACAGUCUUGGGCUUUUUCCUCAAUGUCAAUGGGGUUAUUGCUUCAUAUAAUGUAUACAUCGUAAUUUUUAGUAAUGCAAAUCAAGGACAUGAAUGACAUUUUCAAAUGUCAUUCACAAAUGUGUUUAAUUCUUAUUUUCUUUUAAUUAUUUUCUUUUGUGUUGUGUCUCAUAUCCGUGUGUGUGUGUGGGUGUGUGAGAGAGAGAGAGAUAGAGCAAAGCAAGCAUGGUCUUAAGAAAGAUGGUUUUUCAUUUAGCUGCAAAUGCCAUUGGCAAACCCCCGUUUUAUGUGUUUUAGCUGUGGUUUUGACCUUCAGAUCAGUUUUUGUGUCAAUCCAACAUGUUCAAAGUUUAUAUUCAUGUCUGUACACGCUGCUUUUUGAAAAAAAUUCAGGUUGGCAGUUAGUAUUCUUUGUUUGUUUGUGUUUUGUUUAUAUUAUACUUAGACGUGUAGCAGACAAUUGUACACUGGUUUCUUCCAUAUAUGUAAAAAGAAGUGAUUAAAAAAAAAAGCAUAUGCCUCGCUGUACAGAACAAAGGGGUAACUUUAUCAGUAGAUGACCAGUUUGUGUUUGCACUUAAUAUCAAUACAGGUGUGACUAAAAGAUGAAAACGAUAACAUUGUGACCUGUCAUUUCAGGUUUAUAAAUUUCAGUUUGUUAAACGCAGUGAGGUUUUUGUCUACAUAUUUCUAAUAAACUGUCUCUAA
Xyrauchen texanus (razorback sucker) is the source of this 1667-nucleotide messenger RNA. Its product is annotated as prostaglandin E synthase 3-like. Gene Ontology annotation, cellular component: cytosol; nucleus. The coding region runs from base 187 to 666 and encodes 159 amino acids. Gene Ontology annotation, biological process: prostaglandin biosynthetic process; telomere maintenance via telomerase; chaperone-mediated protein complex assembly. The record is from RefSeq and is a predicted model, not a curated record. Lineage: Eukaryota; Metazoa; Chordata; Actinopteri; Cypriniformes; Catostomidae. The transcript has 8 exons. Gene Ontology annotation, molecular function: prostaglandin-E synthase activity; protein-folding chaperone binding; Hsp90 protein binding.